AUGUUACAUUAUUAUCGCUCUCGUUCCCUAUCCCCGAUCGGCCACUUCCGCCCCCGGACGACAGCCGUUGGACGUCAGAGCCGCUCGCGACAGCCAGCACGAAGGACGCACGAAGCGGCCCCGUCCAUCGACCGUGAAACCGUGCUCAAGAUUAAUCGCCGCCCGCUGCAACGACGUCACCGGUCGUGUGACAACUUCUGGCCUCCGCGGUCACCGGCCACCGGCACCGGGCCGGUGCACGACCGCCACCAUCCCUCCCCAUCGGCCGUGACCGAUGCGCUGCCGGACGCAGAGCAGGGUGAGUUUGCAAUCGACAGCCGCCGGUACGGUAGCCACGACAGCAUCCACUUUGACGAGCGCAUCCGCCGGCAGCACAAAAUUGACCCACUCCGCACACUGUACGACCGGGAGAACGUCGUGCUGACGGACUGGGGGCAACGGCCUCGCUCUACACCGCCUGCUGCUCCCGCGGGCCACCAGCGAGAGGAUAAAAAUGAUAAUCAUGUUUACGGAAGUGCCGGUACGACGACGACGCAGGUGAACGCUCCGUGUCACACUUCCGCCGGGCAGCACGAUAAUCGUACGGCUUUGCGAGAUGAUGACAGCGAGGGCUCUGGGAUACUGCCGGCAACGUCCCGGGACACCGAUCGGCCGGCCGUGCAUGGCAAUUUUGUGCCGGCACAGGACGGUGGUGAUUGUCAGCCACGGAAGGAAGUGCAUCCACCUGAGCCGCCGCCGAGACGGUACUACCUGCCGAUGGAUAAGAUAGUGAGCGGUGAGCUGGAAGCUAUGCUUCGCUUGUUCCAAGACACACCAAUUACACCCGAACAGCAGCAGCAGCAUCAUCAUCGUCGCCUCGAAUCACCCGGUCGUCGCAGCGCCACGCCAUCUCACGGUGGGAAGAUGCAGCUGCACGAGCGCAGCCACUCGGUGCAGGGAUUCGAGAGACCUUCGCAGCAGCCCGCACCAGCUACCCUGCUGCAAGACGGCAUUGAAUCGAAGCCCCCGUUAAAGUGGAAACCCUCCACCGGUGGCCGGACCACACCGAGAAGCGCACUGCAACGCCACCCGACCGUGACGGACGUUAGCUGCAUCGAGACAAUCGACCAGCAGCAGGUCGAUGCGGUUGAGGCGAAUCACGAAUUCAAUUUAAAUUCAAAUACGGGCUGGAAUUUAAAUAUUGAUCGACGUCACGAACCGGCACCGUGCACCGGCGGGCAGGGGAAACCGCCGAAACAAAGUUACUCCAACGCUGCCAACGCCACACCGUCGGUGACGUGUGUCUCUCCCGUGGCGGAGACGGCGGUAUCUAUCGGGGCCGAUCAGCUGACCACUAAUUACUUCGACAAACAGGCGGACCCGUCAACGGUACGUUUUCCUGUUGCCAGCAACUGGAGCUCGCCGGACGCACCAACGGACCAGCGUUCCACCGUACCGGCCUGCUUCCCAGUGACCGCCACCAUCCCCAUUAGUCCACCAAUCGAACGACAGCAAGACCACAAAUUUGACAGUAACGUCAACUGCACCGGUUACCACCGGUGUUGGCCGUCGGUCGGCGAGUUUCAUAAUUACAAUGAAAAACUAAUUACAGACACGGUCGACCAGGGGGUGGUAAUGGCGAUGGAAGGUGGCGGUCCACUCGACACCGGAUCAACACCACAACCGUUGGACGAGCGUCAGAUCACCGAAAACCGAUGCCAGUCGCAUUCGUCAGCAUUAAAUCAGCAGCAGCAGCAGCAGCAGCAACGGUGGCCAUCUCCAAGGGAUCCGGUCGUCUGUCAGCGAAUGUCACCGGGCGAGCCUGGCGGAGUUGGGUUAGCCGAUGCCUAUCAUCACCGAGCUGCGUCGGUCGGGCCCGGCGAGCGUCGCGGUGCGAGUGGCCAGCUCGCCCGGGAGACACAUGUUGCGUACGGGACCACCAACACCACCAGCACCACAGCGUACAACGAGUACGCUAAUGAUAACCUUCAAAGGUUCUGGCCAGUAGCAGCAGCAGGAGCAGAACAGCACGAGAACUACCAGCUCGACUGUAAUUAUGAUAAUAAAAGCGUUCGGAGUCAUUAUCGCCGUGAAGCAUCGUCAUCCGACAAUGGGCAACUUCCGGUGGAGGGACCGGCACCACCACCAUCGGCUUACCGUUAUGUGACUCCAUCCCCACCGCUGCCACCGUACCCGCUGGCAGAAGAACCGCUGGCACCGUCCGUCCCCUGGCGACCCCGGGCACGCUCGGGAAGUUCCGGUUCGAGCGUAAAAAUUAAUGAGAUUUUCAAAUUUCCCCCACCGCCACCAUACCCGUGCGAUUGUGCUGCGGGCGAUAUGACCGCGACGGCCGAGAUGGAGGAGAAGGCUGAGCAGGACGAUGAGCUGCCAGAGGUGUGCCGUAGUACGAAUGUAAACGCUGCUGCUGCUGCUGCUCCUACGAAUACUACGCCGGAUGACACCGGAAGGGAUUGCUCUACAAGUGACCGCUCCAACCAACGUGCCAGCGUCAAGCUUUCACCGGCAGUAAACGUUGCAGUUGCCGUCAAUGCGACAACUUUCCCAUCAACGAACCCAUCGCACCGGGACCGUUGCCAGCCAACGGUUGGCUCCGGUGCCGCCGGUGGUGAUAAUGAUGUCAACGCUCAUCCCACCCGCUGCCCAACACGCUUCGGCUCCGGUUCCCCGGAACCGAACAGCUGCAGCGAGCGGGACGAUGCAAACCCGUACCGCACCGUUUCGGGCGAAUCGUUUCGCUCGCCAACGCCAUCAACCGUACCGGCCAGCAGUAAUGUUGAUGUUGAUUAUUUUAAAACAAAUUUAACGGCUGAUAAAACACGGGACGCCAGCGCAAACAGCCGGGCGCAUCACCAUUUCGACCACCAGUGGGCCGGUGCACCGCGGGACAAAUCAAUCGACCCUGCGCCGUGCCAUUCCGGGGCCGAAAAUAGCGCACCGGCACGGUCGGAACGCGGCACCGAGGCCGUCGGCACGCCGGUACGACCAGCGCGCAUGAUUAGUUUCACCGAUGGUGAGUUUAUUUUUGGCCCGUUCGACGAACGGUCGCUGGAAUUUGGACGAUUUGAAUUAUUGAGCGAUAAACGGGGACCGGGAGCGCAAACACCUGCCGCCCCCGGUCGGACUGGCAGCACGGACGAGUCACUGGAAAAUGCCGCACCCGGGGACGCUGAAUGGUGCUACCUUGCUCACUCCCCUCCCGGCGAGUGUCAACAGUCCCGAGCUCCCUCCCCUCCCACCGACUACACCCGCUGGGCAAGGUUUGAAAAUGGAAAUAUAAGCCCCCGCGCUAAAACCCCUUCGCCCGGGCGCGAUUUGACCGCGAACGAUCGGGAACAAUCAACGCCCGCUUCCGGUGCACCCACUACCGAUCCCACCCGCCGGCAAACGCGCGGCGAAGAAAUUGAGGACAUUUUUCAACAGCUUAACCACUCGCUCAAAGCGAACGCGGAAGACAGCGAGGAAAGUGCAGCUACGAAAGCGACCCUCGGCCAGCUGGUCGAGAACGUGCCGGUAAUCGAACGCAUACUGGAUGAUUUGUUGACCUUUUCGAAGCAGCUGCUGGAGCAGAAGCAGCUGCUCCAGGAGCGGCAAGAGUCGGCGAGCGGCAGCAAUGCAGCAGCCGCGCAACAAGAAGCUGGCGCACCGAAGCUGCGAGCCGAGAAUCGUGCGAUGGCACCACGGGUCGAGAUAAAUGAUGAUAAUUUAAUUAAUUUAUUAGCCUCCGAUAGUAGCGGUGGCGAGGAGGGGAACGAAAUGACGCCAACAAUCGACGACCGUGACACGCCAGAAAGGACACACUCGGAAGGGGAGAGCAAAAAGUGUCGCGCAAACAAUGGCGCGAACAAUGGCAAUCAGCCGGUCGGUGGGGAGCUACCGCCCCAGCGGGAGGACCCAUUUACCAGCGUGGCCAUCUUCAACUGGAACCCGCUUGACGUGUACCAGCAGCAGGGGCUGUUUAUGAUUGAUCCCCGGUUCGCGCUGGCUGACAUGCGAGCCAUCUCGCCCGGGCCGCCCCCAGGUACCUCCAGUCAGUCGGCACUAUUCCCACUCCCGACAGUGCCGGAGGAGAUGGUCGAUAGCGUCACGGAUACGGAGGACCAAUUGCAGCGCCGAACGGGACAAGAAACUGGUGUAGCAGCACCGAAGACAUCCGAUUGGAAAGUGGACGCUUGUCACAAUUAUUGUCCGGCGGGUGUUGAUCCUACCGUAACGGCUGGCUCAUCCAACCGGCAGCCCGGUGACAAUGUAGAUAAGAUUGUGCAAAUGAAUCAGGUGUUACAUUGCAACGAACCGGACCACGUUCGCUGUCCGCCGGCCGGUACACCGGACAGCCGUCAGCAACGUGAGCUCACACCGACCGACGAAGGUUUGAAGCGCGUUGCUUGGCCACCGCCAGCCGACGGUCCCGAGUACGAGGUACAUCCAUCACAGCAGAAACAACAACCGGUAGGUCAGCAAAUCCCAUUGCAGCAGCAGCAGCAGCAGCAGCAGCAGUUCCAGCCGCAACAAUUCUACCACCCAACGAACCCUCAGCAGCAGCAGCAGCAGCAACAACCGGCUUAUCAGCAAACGAGCUUCCCGCCGCAACAGCAGCACCCGCACCAGCCGGUGGAACGCAUCGUUCCCAUACAAAGGCAGGCUACAUCGAUUCAAUCGCCCAAGUCGCCGGUUAAUCAGCUCAAGUACCCGGCGUACCAGGGUGCACCGCAGCCCGCGCAUCAGUAUCCCGGCGCCCGUGCACCAUCCUCCACUGUCGCGUUCAGUGGUGGCCGUGCCGUACUGCCCAACAAGUCGCAGCAGCAGCAGCAGCAGCAGUACCAGCAGCGUGGAGGUUACGCCAAUCAAGCCGCAUCACCACGCUCUCCGGUGGUUCCGGUAGCCUCGCCGCGCUCACCGGCCAUUUCUAACCUCGGUGGUAGUGGAAGCCCACGCGGUUGGGCACACGUAGCCUCCCCGGUACCGACCAACCGUCCAUCGUCCCAAUUCUCAUCUUCACCUUCUUCACCAUCUUCACCCUUCUAUCAGCAACAGCAGCAGCAGCCGCAGUACCAACAGGGGUACGCUCCAUCCGGUCAAACCGGGCCAGCUGCCUGGUACGGUGCGAGAAAGCCCGAAGCACAACACCAACAGCAACCGCUAGCACCACAGUAUCAGAAUCCGCUCGAGCAGCAGCCGUACCAACCGCAGCCCACUGAAGCUUUCCAACCGCUGACGGCACAACAGCAACAACCACUGUACCAACCAGCGCAGCCACCGCAGUCGCACCAGCAGUUGCCACCGACGCUGAUCACAACCCUACGCAAAGAACCACCAAUGUCUCAGGAGCCCGCUCCCGUCUAUCAGACGCAACCGGUUGCUGCUAUUUAUCAAGGAGGUAGCAAUAUGCGCGGAGAUCAAAAGUGGCCCCCAGAGGAAUACAAGCGCCAGUCGGAGGUGGAUAACGAGGAACGCCGUAAGCUAGCCCAGCAGCCAGCGUUUCGUCCACGCCGCCAGCAGAAGGAUUAUGCCGACUUCUUCGCCAAGAAUGCACUGAACAACACCUACCCGGGCUACCGGGCACCGCCAGGCACGCAGCACCAUGCUUAAAAAGGGCACCCGUUUCCUUUCCAUCCUCCCCGGGCUCGGGUGGUGGAUUACUAUUUGAAGAACCCAACAAAAUAGAAGCAUGUUCAAUGUGUGCAUGUCACUCCCCCGGCUGCGAAUGCGUCUUGAAAUGCUAGAAGCUUUGGAACGUACCAAAACAAAUCAGAAAAAAAGUAUUUGCAAAUGCUAGUUUAGAUCAAGGGAAAUGUGAGGAAAGUUGGAAUACAAAAAAAAGGAAAAGGAGAAAGUUCAAAGUGAGGGCGUUUUUAAGAACAACUAAAAGCAAUCAGCGCUUAUUGUUAAAUUCUGCUUCAGGCACAAAAAAAAACAACACCGUCACACGUAUAAAUAAAACAAACGAACUAACACUGUACACACACAAAAACAUAUUUUUCGAAAACAACAGAAACAAACAACGAAACAAAACAAAGAGAUAAGAAAUAAACUAGAAAGAGUUAGCAAUUACUAAUAAGGUUUCCCCAAGCAAAAACACGAGACAAUACGAGGGAGAAAAAGAGAGAGAGAGUGAGUGAGAUAGCAAGUGGUUUUCAAAAGCUUUCUGCAAAGCUCCACAGCGUUUGUUUAUAAACUCUAUUCAACUACUACUACUACUACGAUCAAGGAAGAGGGCAAGUAAACCAGCAGCAACAAGUGUCUACUUCGAUUAGCCAGCGCUACCUUUUGUUUCCGGACAGUUUUGAAACCGGCAAAAGCAACCGCCAUGAUACGUGUGGAAAAUGGGCGCAUCAGUUGCGCGAUGGCGUUAAUCUUUCUGUGCCUUGUCGUGUGCUUUCUGUUCUCCGUUUCGAUGUGUGUUUUGAUUUGGCUCAAGUAUCAGGUACCGCAGGCGAAGGUGCGCGUGUGAGAAGCUUCCGUGCGCUUGAGGAGCUUUUGAGCUUUUUUUCUGUAUUGGGUUUAAGCUUAUUUUGUGUUUUACGAUCGACUACAUUAACAAGGAGCAAGUAACAAAAAUGCAAAGUUAAGUUUAUUUAAGCUGUAUUAUGCUUGUUAUAUUUAUGAGGCGAAAAUUUGAAUCUAUCCACCCCGGUGAGCGCUUAACGCUUAUUAUGAUGGUUGAAACACGCGCACAUAUAUAUAAACACACACAGAUAUAAAACAAUAUAAAAAACGUACAUUAAUAAAGGCUUAUAUUCGUUAAAUUAA
Molecule: messenger RNA, 6747 nt
Organism: Anopheles arabiensis
Lineage: Eukaryota; Metazoa; Arthropoda; Insecta; Diptera; Culicidae
Exons: 9
Coding region: 1-5586 (1861 amino acids)
Source: RefSeq, a predicted model, not a curated record